Molecule: messenger RNA, 4054 nt
Organism: Pelecanus crispus (Dalmatian pelican)
Lineage: Eukaryota; Metazoa; Chordata; Aves; Pelecaniformes; Pelecanidae
Source: RefSeq, a predicted model, not a curated record
UUUCUACACAUCCAAAAGUCAGCUCCUGUGUAACAGCUUCACUCCACGGAUCAAGCUGGCAGGGAGGAAACCACUGACUGAGAAGGCAAAGAAUAACCGAGAUGCCUCAUUAGGGGCUCCAAAAGAUGCUGAGAAUGCCCUGCCUAUCCAGGUAGAUUAUGAUGGCUAUGAUGCCCAGGUGUUCAGACUGCCAGGCCCAUCCAGAGCCCAGCGCUGUACCACUUUCAGGUCCGUGAGGGAGAGAGAAAGUCGUACCAGAAAGAGCUCUAGUUCCUAUGACGUCUCAUGCAGCCCUUCUCUGCAGAGCCGCACGCUGCCCCCAGAGGAGGUGAGGAGCCAGGCUUCUGAUGACAGCUCACUGGGCAAAAUCUCCAACAUCCUGAUGAUCCCACGGCCUCAUCUGCACCAGUGUGAAGUCAGCAGCUCUUUGGGCUAUACCAGCACCAGAGAUGUCCUGGAGCACAUGCUGGAGUCUCAGCAACGUGACUCCAGUGCCCCUGGGAGGUUUCAUGUUGGCAGUGCAGAAUCCAUGCUGCAUAUUCGGCCUGGGGGGUAUACACCCCAGCGAGCACUGAUAAACCCGUUUGCCCCAUCCCGCAUGCCCAUGAAACUUACAUCUAACAGGAGGCGCUGGAUGCACACUUUUCCUGUGGGUCCAUCAGGAGAAGCUAUCCAGAUCCAUCAUCAAACCCGUCAGAAUAUGGCGGAAAUGCAGGGCAAUGGGCAGCAGGAUUUGACACAUUCCUCUGCUGAGCUGCUGGAGCUGGCUUACCAUGAGGCAACUGGCAGACAUACCAGUUCUCGGCAUCCAGGUGACAGUGCCUCUUUCCUGAGCUUCAGCCAAACAGAAGAGUACUCUAAUGGUCUGGCUGGAAGCAAUGGUGCAGGGAUGAACCUCAAAACUCAGAAUAAGGAUUCCUUAGAAGAUGUUGUCUCUAACUCUCCAGAUCCAAUGCCAGGCUUCUGUUGUACAGUUGGAGUGGACUGGAAAUCUCUCACUACUCCGGCAUGUCUCCCUCUUACCACGGACUACUUCCCCGACCGUCAGAGUCUGCAGAAUGAUUACACUGAGGGUUGCUAUGAUCUCCUCCCAGAAGCUGACAUUGACAGGAGAGAUGAGGAAGGAGUGCAGAUGACGGCCCAACAGGUGUUUGAGGAGUUUAUUUGUCAGCGUCUCAUGCAAGGCUAUCAAAUUAUUGUGCAGUCCAAACCACAGAAACCAGCCACCACUGUGCCACCCCCGCUCAGCAGCAGUCCCCUUUACAGUCGAGGUCUUGUAUCAAGAAAUCGACCUGAGGAAGAAGAUCAGUACUGGCUGAGUAUGGGCCGUACUUUCCACAAAGUAACAUUAAAAGACAAAAUAAUUACUGUAACUCGAUACCUGCCAAAGUAUCCAUAUGAAUCUGCUCAGAUAAACUACACAUACAGCUUGUGCCCCUCACACUCUGACUCUGAAUUUGUCUCUUGCUGGGUAGAAUUUUCCCAUGAGAGACUAGAAGAGUACAAGUGGAAUUACUUGGAUCAGUAUAUCUGUUCUGCUGGUUCUGAGGACUUCAGCCUUAUUGAGUCACUGAAAUUUUGGAGGACCCGCUUUCUGCUUCUUCCUGCCUGCAUCAGUGCCACAAAGCGCAUUAUGGAAGGAGAAGUGCACUGCGAUGUGUAUGGUGAUAAGCCCCGUUCUGAUGAGGAGGAGUGGCAGCUCCUAGAUGGAUUCAUUCGUUUUGUGGAGGGUUUGAACCGCAUUCGUCGACGCCAUCGAUCUGAUCGAAUGAUUCGAAAGGGGUCUGCCAUGAAAGGCUUACAGAUUGCUGGUCCAAUUCCCACCCACUCUCUGGAGCAGUCUGGGCCUCCCAUUGGGAAGAAAGGAACCUCAGCACUCUCAGCUCUGUUGCAGAUGGAAGCCAGUCAGAAGACACUGGGGGAGCAGCAAGCAGCAGUGCUUUCUGGGAAGAGCUCUGGGCAGCCUUCAGAGAGUGGGAGCAUUGCUAUCACACCCACCUAUAUGGACAGCCCUCGUAAGGAUGGGGCCUUCUUUAUGGAUUUUGUUCGCAGCCCACGUGCAGCUUCAACCUUCUACUCCCAGGUCUCUAUAGAUCAGUCAGUUCCUGCAACCUCAGAUGGCAACACAUUGAUAAACACGGGGCAGUUAUCGGAUAGGGGCAACACGCAGCCCUUGGGAAGUUCCCAGAAUGUUGCAGACCAAGGAUAUACCACAGCUGGUGCUGCAGAGGGCAGCUCUCAGCAGUGUUCAGCAAGCACUCUGACUUCCUCCUCCACCUUGAUAGAGAUUCUCGAAGCCAUGAAACACCCCACCACAGGGAUCCAGCUGCUCUCUGAACAGAAGGGUCUCUCUCCGUACUGUUUCAUCAGCGCAGAAGUUGUGCACUGGCUGGUGAAUAAUGUGGAAGGUGUGCAAACCCAAGCCAUGGCGAUUGACAUAAUGCAGAAAAUGCUGGAAGAGCAGCUUAUUGUCCAUGCAUCUGGAGAAACUUUACGAACCUUUAUUUAUGGCUUUUAUUUUUACAAGAUUGUUGUGGACAAAGAACCAGACCGAGUGGGCAUGCAGCAGCCUGCUGUGUGGCACACAGCUGCUAUGGAUGACUUCUCCGCCUUCCAGAGGAAAUGGUUUGAGGUGGCGUUUGUGGCAGAAGAGCUCCUGCACUCGGAAAUCCCAGCGUUUUUCCUGCCCUGGCUGCCCAGCCGCCCAGCCUCCUAUGCAAGUAGGCACAGUUCCUUUAGCCGCAGUUUCGGAGGACGGAGCCAGGCAGCUGCACUAUUAGCUGCCACAGUGCCUGAGCAACGGACAGUGACGCUUGAUGUGGAUGUGAAUAACCGCACUGACCGUUUGGAGUGGUGCAGUUGUUAUUACCAUGGCAAUUUCUCCCUGAAUGCUGCCUUUGAAAUCAAGUUACACUGGAUGGCAGUGACUGCAGCUGUUCUUUUUGAGAUGGUUCAGGGUUGGCAUCGGAAAGCCACAUCCUGUGGUUUCUUGCUAGUUCCAGUCUUGGAAGGCCCAUUUGCGUUGCCUAGUUACUUAUAUGGAGACCCACUUCGAGCUCAGUUGUUCAUCCCACUCAAUGUUAGCUGCUUGUUGAAGGAGGGUAGUGAGCAUUUGUUUGAUGGCUUCGAACCAGAAACGUACUGGGACCGUAUGCAUCUCCUCCAGGAAGCAAUAGCAUACAGAUUUGGAUUUGUGCAAGAUAAAUACUCGGCCUCUGCAUUCAACUUCCCAGCUGAGAACAAGCCCCAGUAUAUCCAUGUCACAGGAACAGUGUUUUUGCAGCUACCAUAUUCCAAGCGGAAAUUUUCUUGUGGGCAGCAGCGACGCCGGCGCAACUCCACUAGCUCCACCAACCAGAACAUGUUUUGUGAAGAGCGCAUUGGCUACAACUGGGCCUACAACACCAUGCUGACGAAAACAUGGCGGUCCAGUGCCACUGGGGAUGAGAAGUUUGCUGAUCGGUUGCUGAAAGACUUUACAGACUUUUGCUGGAACAAAGAUAGCCGGCUUGUUUUGUUCUGGACUGAUUGUCUAGAUAAGAUGCAUGCUAGUGCUCCAUGAAAUAGGGUUGUAUCUCUUAGGGAGACAGCUAGAAGCUUUACCUUGUGGCAAGGAAGUAGAGUUGAAGUAUGACUGGAAAAGGGCCUCUCUGUUGGAUUCAUCUUGAGGCUUCAAGAGGACCUGAUCAAUGUUGCUGUUGAUAUUCAACAGAAUUUGAUUAAGCCUUUGGAAAAAGAAUCUGAGCUCUUGGCUUGCCAAUACCUAUCACCUGACCUCAGCUUGGUUUUAAGUAGCUGCAGUCCUUGAUUGCCAAAACUUCAGUUAGAGCAGAGGUAAAGGAGGGAGUGCGCAAAUGGCUUUCAAAGGCAGUUAGAUUCAGUGCAGAGUGUGAUGGGUAGCAGCUUACUGUCAUUGGAAAUGAUUGGUGCCAUUUGCAUCUAAUGUAUCUGACAGCAGCCUGCCUCUUUCCCUUUUGCGGUGUACCUGGUUAUGUGAAUAUGUAAGAUAAAAUGUGAGACACUUGUUAAAUUUCGUACAUGUAAGUAAGUAAAA